Perca flavescens (yellow perch) is the source of this 2154-nucleotide messenger RNA. RefSeq lists its product as uncharacterized. The transcript has 7 exons. Gene Ontology annotation, molecular function: nucleic acid binding. Bases 217 to 1668 code for a protein of 483 amino acids. Lineage: Eukaryota; Metazoa; Chordata; Actinopteri; Perciformes; Percidae. The record is from RefSeq and is a predicted model, not a curated record.
GCUUUCUAUCCACUAUAUACAUGUGAUUUUUACUAAACAAACUGAUGCCAGUGACAAAGUUCCAUUUAAAAAACUGUUUUGGACAACACGUGCUACCAAUUACACCAUAAGAGCAAUAAACUGUUCCAGAUUGUGCAGUUCAGCAGGAACGCUGACUUCUCCCACUUUCACGUACGACUUUGAAUGUAGCACCACAGUAUUCACUCGGCAGUCAGCAUGGCGUCCGCUCCGCCAAGGCAACCUGCUGGCGCCAGCGCACAGGAGCAAAUAAAAAGAGACCUUCUUCAGAGACUUCUAACUAAAAUUUCCCAGGCCACACAGAGACUCCCGCUGGAUGUGGACUAUUUGAAGUUUGUGGUCAACCAGGAGAUGGUCCUUUUUAGGGCAUUGUCAGGCCAGGUUGAGAUGCCACAAGAUGUUGCAAACGCAUUGGCAGAGCUGUCCAUACUUGUCAAUGCAGAUGACAGCUCUAAUAUGAGCCGGUGCCAGGUGCCAGUGAUGCAAGCAGAAAUGGGACGGCCAAAAUAUGUUGUGUCUCCUCAGCAACUACAAAGCCUGGUAGAAAUGUCUCUACCAGUGUCAUGUAUUGCGAAACAUCUGGGUGUAUCUGUGAGGACAGUGAAACGGCGCAUGCAUGAAUAUGGACUUUCCAUAAUGCAGUGCUACAGUAACCUAACCGAUGAACAACUAGAUAAUUUGCUGAGGUCGGUGAAGGCUAGGACACCACAUGUAGGAUGCAGAAUGAUGAAAGGAAUCCUGCAGGCCAUGGGUCACCGUGUCCAGUGGAACAGAGUGUAUUCCUCCAUGCAACGUGUAGACACUGUUGGUGUACUCUCAAGAAUGACAAGGAUGGGGUGUGUUGCAAGAAGGACAUAUUCUGUCCAGGGUCCUCUGCACUUGGUGCAUAUCGACACAAACCAUAAGCUCAUCAGAUAUGGCCUUGUUAUUUUUGGAGGGAUUGAUGGCUUCUCACGAAAGAUCAUGUACCUUGGUGCUGCAACCAAUAAUAAAGCAUCUACUGCACUUGAUUUCUUCUUGGAGGCAGUGCAAAAGUAUGGCUUCCCAUUAAGGGUGAGAGGUGACCAAGGAGUGGAAAACGUUGGCAUAGCGCGAUGCAUGUUCACCAUUAGGGGUUGUGGAAGGGGGAGUUUCCUAUCAGGAAAGAGUGUACACAACCAAAGAAUAGAACGUUUGUGGCGAGAUGUUUGGAUGACUGUUUCAAAUGUGUACUACGAGAUACUUCACAGCCUUGAGGAUGAAGGUGUUCUAGACCCUUCUGAUAGCAUCCACCUCUUCUGUGCCCAGCAUGUGUUUCUUACACGUCUGCAGAGGGAUCUUGAUGUAUUCAGGGUGGGGUGGGAUAAUCACCCUCUAAGAACAGAGCAGAAUCUCUCCCCACAACAACUGUGGAUGAUGGGGCUUCUCCGGUAUCCUGUUGAUGCUCCAGACCUGGCAGAGGACAUUGAGGAUGCAGAUCUUCAUUUCAACACUGCCAGUGAGCAAGACGUGACCAGUCCUGGAGUGAUUCUCCCACCCAUUGAAUGUCCUCUCUCUGAGCAGGACAUGCCAGGCCUUAGGGCCACUAUUGAUGUUACAGGACCAUCAGAUUCCUAUGGGCGAGACAUUUAUUUGGCUGUAUUUAACUACGUGCUAAAUCACCGUAGAUGAAAACAUUUUGUAUUUCAUGACCAGUUCACCAGUGGACAUUUAAUUUGUUUUUAAUGUUUGUUACUGACAACCACGAAGCAACAUAGUACAAACAUUAUUGAACUGCUGUGAGUGCUGGGUAGCAACUUAUUUGUGAGACAACAUGAUGCCAAUUAACCAGACCUCUAGAUGAGAUGUAAAGAAAUUUCUUUUAUGAAAUCGUGUUGCAAGAUUUCCAGUUGUAUUUGUAUGAAAAGCUCCACAGUACUGUCUUUAAACAAAUAUUUAAUGUUUACUCUUGAAUGAUUAGUCCUGAAACACAGUAGUAUUAAAACAUUUUGUUCAUUAACCAGAACAAAAGUAAAAAAGGAGCAGCAACUAGUGCUAAAUAUUUACACCAUGUUAAACUGUUGGCCCAGAUGAAAAGCCUUAAUUAGAACCUUUUUGAACUUGCAAAAUUUGUAUGAAAUGCUCUACAGUACUGUCAUUAAACAAAUAUGUAAUGUU